This is a messenger RNA of Rana temporaria (common frog), 978 nucleotides long. RefSeq names its product guided entry of tail-anchored proteins factor 1-like. NCBI's taxonomy places the organism in Eukaryota, Metazoa, Chordata, Amphibia, Anura, Ranidae. The transcript has 5 exons. Gene Ontology annotation, biological process: tail-anchored membrane protein insertion into ER membrane. The record is from RefSeq and is a predicted model, not a curated record. Bases 217 to 729 code for a protein of 170 amino acids.
CUCCAUCGUACAGAACCGGGAAACGAUCGUUUCCUCUCAUUGGGGGGAAUCGCGCCGCCCGUCCGUUCACCUCGUCCCGUCUAUCACCCCCCUGCCCCCCAUCUCCGCCUCCUUCCUGGUUCCCGAGGGGCGGGGUUUGGGUGAUUGCUAUUGUGUUGUGAUGUGAUGAUCGCAGACUGAGAGAGAGAGAGAGGAGGAAAAAAAAAAAAAAAAAACAUGGCGGAGAGCUGUGCGUGUCUGCUGGUGCUCAGCACCGUGUUUGUGUGCAACCUCCUAAAAAGCCAGCUUGCUGCUUUAUCCUCGAUUGUAUCCAGGUUUCUGCAGAAGGAUGCCGAGCAGGAGUCUCUCAUGAGGUCUGACAUUCAAAUUAUGAGACAGGAGCUCGUCAGUAUUAGCAUGAUGGAUGAGUUUGCAAGAUACGCCAGGCUGGAGCGUCAAAUCAACAAGAUGACUGAUAAACUUAAAACCCAUGUAAAAGCCAGAACUGGCCAGCUAGCCACGAUCAAGUGGGUUAUCAGUAUUGUUUUUUAUGUGCUACAGGCUGCUGUGAUGAUUUGUCUUAUAUGGAAGUAUUACGCUGAACCUGUCACCGUGCUUCCCAGUAAAUGGAUUGCACCUCUGGAACGCAUGGUUGCCUUUCCCACAGGAAUUGCAGGUGGAGUUGGCAUUACAUGUUGGCUGGUGGUGUGCAACAAAGUAGUGGCCCUAAUGCUGCACCCUAUCAGCUGAGAAGGUGAGAAUGCAGAGAAGCGACUUCCCAGUCAACGGCGCUGAAAGCGAUGUAUUGUCUGCAGCUUCCAUUCUAUCUAUUUAUUCAUUUGUACUGAAAAAUGUGAUGUAUUCAUGUGCCUGUGUUUCAUUUACUGACAGGUAAAGCCAUGCCUGUCAAGUCAUGUCAUAAAGUCACUUUAUCUUAUUGUUUUUACAUACAAUUGCGUAUUAAGCAUCUGGAAUAAAGCAAUGCCUGAUAAUACCCCA